This is a messenger RNA of Trichechus manatus latirostris (Florida manatee), 1734 nucleotides long. Its product is annotated as solute carrier family 2, facilitated glucose transporter member 5. The coding region runs from base 229 to 1734 and encodes 501 amino acids. The record is from RefSeq and is a predicted model, not a curated record. Gene Ontology annotation, molecular function: fructose transmembrane transporter activity. Gene Ontology annotation, biological process: fructose transmembrane transport. Gene Ontology annotation, cellular component: plasma membrane. The transcript has 14 exons. Lineage: Eukaryota; Metazoa; Chordata; Mammalia; Sirenia; Trichechidae.
CGUGGAUGACGCUCUAAUGACCGCAGAGCACGAAACUGGCACAUGGACCAAGAAAGAAAUAUGCAAAACAAUUCAUCCUUCUCUACUUUAUUUAUUGUUGCCUUGAAGUGACUGACCAGGAAAAAGAUCAUCCUUAAAUUUUGAAGCGAGCAAGACUUUAUUAAAAAAUAUGCAUUUGUUAUUCUGGCUCAAAGGAGGUGAACAGCACUCUGCACUUCCUGAGGAAAGAUGGAGCAACAGGAGGAGACCAAGAAGAAAGGGAGGCUGACGCUUCUACUGGCCCUGGCUACACUGAUUGCUGCCUUUGGGUCGUCCUUCCAGUAUGGGUACAACGUGUCUGUUGUCAACUCCCCUGCGGAGAUCAUGAAGCAGUUUUACAAUGACACCUACUACAAAAGAUACGGUGAAUAUGUUUCUGAGUCCUCCCUGACCUUGCUGUGGUCUGUCACUGUGUCCAUGUUCCCCUUCGGAGGCUUCAUCGGAUCCCUCCUGGUCGGCCCCUUGGUGACUAGACUUGGCAGAAAAGGGACCUUGCUGUUCAACAACAUAUUUUCCAUUGUGCCUGCGAUCUUAAUGGGAUGCAGCAAGGUCGCUGAGUCAUUUGAGAUGAUCAUUAUAUCCAGACUUUUGGUGGGAAUAUGUGCAGGUCUGUCUUCCAAUGUGGUCCCUAUGUACCUAGGGGAACUGGCUCCUAAGAACCUGAGAGGGGCCCUUGGGGUAGUACCCCAGCUCUUCAUCACUGUCGGCAUCCUCGUGGCUCAGAUCCUCGGGCUCCGGAGUCUCCUCGCAAAUGAAGAAGGUUGGCCGAUUCUCCUGGGGCUGACCGGAGUCCCCGCAGCGCUGCAGCUUGUGCUCCUGCCUUUCUUCCCUGAGAGCCCCAGAUACCUGCUGGUUCAGAAGAAGGACGAAGAGGCUGCCAAGAAUGCUUUGAAGAGGCUGCGAGGCUGGAACGACGUGGAGGAGGAGAUAGAGGAGAUCCGGCAGGAGGACGAGACGGAGCGGGCCGCGGGCACCAUCUCUGUGCUGAAGCUGUUCAGCAUGCGGUCCCUGCGGUGGCAGGUCAUCACCAUCAUUGUCCUCAUGGCUGGCCAGCAGCUGUCAGGCGUCAACGCGAUCUACUACUAUGCAGACCAGAUCUACGUCAGCGCCGGCGUGAAGGAGGCUGAGGUCCAGUAUGUGACAGCAGGCACGGGGGCCGUCAACGUUGUGAUGACCAUCUGUGCUGUGUUUGUGGUGGAGCUGCUGGGCAGGAGACUUCUGCUCCUCCUGGGCUUCUCUAUCUGCUUCAUGGCCUGCUGUGUGCUGACCGCCGCCCUGGCGCUGCAGGAGACAGUGUCCUGGAUGCCUUACAUCAGCAUCGUCUGUAUCAUCUCCUAUGUCAUAGGACACGCCCUCGGGCCCAGUCCCAUUCCUGCACUGCUCAUCACCGAGAUGUUCCUGCAGUCCUCUCGGCCGGCCGCCUACAUGGUGGGGGGCAGCGUUCACUGGCUCUCCAACUUCACCGUGGGCUUGGUCUUCCCCUUCAUUCAGGUCGGCCUGGGGCCUUACAGCUUCAUCAUUUUUGCCGUAGUAUGUCUUCUCACCACCAUUUUCACUUUCCUGAUUGUCCCCGAGACCAAGGCCAAGACAUUUAUAGAGAUCAAUCAGAUUUUUGCCAAGAAGAAUAAGGUGUCAGAGGUACACCCAGAAAAGGAUGAACUAACGGAUCUUCCACUUUCUACUUUUGGACAGUAA